AUGUCGAAAGUAAAGCCAAAGAAAGGUAUUUUGCAUCCGUUAAAAAUAUGUUAUACUCUUAGCAGCGGAUUUGUUGAACCUGUUUUAAAAACUUUCAAUUCUCCUAUCCAAGAUGUGACUUACGGAAGAGAAUUAAUUCCAAUUUCUCCAGCUGAACAAAUUUUACGUUCUGAACCUUAUGUCCAUUCCGAAUAUAAAAUUCCUUUUCAAUUUAAUGGAAAGACCAAUAAACUUAUAUAUUACCAAACUUGGUCUUUGCCAACUGCAAAAGUAAUUCGUGAUGUUGAUAUAGUUUUCAUUCACGGUUUGAAUGAUUAUGGUGGUCGUUUUUCAGAAAUUUGUAGCCCUAUUUUAGAACAAGGUUUUCGUAUUAUUGCACCUGAUUUACCAGGGUUUGGAAGAUCUAGUGGGUUACAUGCUUAUUUCGAUGAUACACAGGAACUUAUCGAUGCUGUUCAUCUUGUAAUUAAUCAUGUAAAGGAACAGAAUGCUAGAGAAAACAAAAAUCCAAAAACAAUUUUGCUCGGUGAGUCACUCGGUGGAAUGAUUGUCUUAACUUACGCGAUAAAACAUCCUGAAACGUUUGAUGCAUUUAACGUACUAUGCCCUCUCGUUUAUGUUUCUCCUGAGAGUCGUCCUGGCAAAAUUGCUGAAAUGACCGCAAAGGCUUUGGUUAAAACUCCACUUGGGCGGUUGCCAUUAGUUGCAGCUCACCGUGGUAAAUUCAGUAGUGAUCCUAAAGUAGAACAGGAAUUUUUGGAUGAUCCGAUGACGUAUAGUGGAAACUUACGCUGUGCUACUGGUUUGGCUUUAUCGAGUAAUAUCGAAUGGUUGGGUUCAAAUCUUAAAGAAAUAAAGAAACCCUUCUUAGCACAACAUGGUUUAAACGAUCGCGCGACUGAUUGUAAUGGAUCCAGAGAUUUAUACAAUAAAGUUCAAACUCCAGAGGAUCAAAAAUCAAUAAUUUUAUAUGAAAAUUGUGAACAUCUUAUGUUACGAGACCCUGUUGCUGCGGAUAAGGUCAUAAAAGAUUCAAUUGAUUGGUUUAUUUCAAUGGAGAAAAAAUUAAAAUCUUGA
Scutellospora calospora is the source of this 1077-nucleotide messenger RNA. The record is from the annotation of a GenBank genome assembly. NCBI's taxonomy places the organism in Eukaryota, Fungi, Glomeromycota, Glomeromycetes, Diversisporales, Gigasporaceae.